Salvelinus fontinalis (brook trout) is the source of this 2228-nucleotide messenger RNA. RefSeq names its product UPF0687 protein C20orf27 homolog. The record is from RefSeq and is a predicted model, not a curated record. The transcript has 6 exons. The coding region runs from base 273 to 782 and encodes 169 amino acids. Lineage: Eukaryota; Metazoa; Chordata; Actinopteri; Salmoniformes; Salmonidae.
UGUAGGUCACCGAGAAAGCGAUGCGCCAUGCAUGGCUGUUGUAGACUGCGUCGGUCGGGAGGAGGAGAGCUGGAGAGGAGACUGAGUAGAGCCUCGGAAAUAAGAGAUCAGACUAACACAGCAAGCAGCAUGCCGUUUGGGAUGGUAACGCUUUCCACUGUCAGAUACCAUCAUCACUAAGCACUGAACACAUCUCCAAAGAGGAGGGUAAUGAUGACAUCACAAAUUCAGACUGAUACAGUGUGAUCCAUCAUUCCUGGCCUGACAUUGACAUGGCAACAGGCAGGAAGGGGUCGACCUCGAAGGGAGGAAGCGUGCGUUUCCCUGACGACGAGGAUGCCAUGGGCUCCCCUGUUCACCGUGAGGACAAAGCCAACGAUUCGUCCAUCCCUGCUCUCCCAGAGCCUGAUGGGAACUUCCUGGUUAAGGUAGGGUUCCUGAGGAGUCUGCAUCGUUAUGAGAUCGUCUUCACCCUCCCAGAGGUGCCUGUGCUGGGGAAAGAUGUGUGCUCCCUCCCUUCCUCCUCAUCACCGACGCCCAGACCCCUUCUCAAAGUCAACCGUGUCACACCUACACCAGAGGGUGGGGUGAAGGUGACGUGUGAGUACACCACCCACCAGGAGGGGGUGCUGCAGGAGGAGCUGACCCUGGUCAGCCGGGGGAAGAAGGACCAACGUCUGCGGGUCAGGCUACAGGCCCGGGUCAUGGAUCGUCACCAUGGUACUCCUAUGCUGCUGGAGGGGGUGCGGUGUCUGGGGGCGGAGAAAGAAAAAAGGAAAUGAGCCGUCCAUCCCUUUAUAUCUUACUCCUCCUGUAGAGACCAGCCAUCAUCCGUUCCUUUAUGUCUUACUCCUCCUGUAGAGACCAGCCAUCGUCCGUCCCUUUAUAUCUUACUCCUCCUGUAGAGACCAGCCAUCAUCCGUUCCUUUAUAUCUUACUCCUCCUGUAGAGACCAGCCAUCAUCCGUUCCUUUAUAUCUUACCCCUCCUGUAGAGACCAGCCAUUGUCCGUCCCUUUAUAUCUUACUCCUCCUGUAGAGACUAGCCAUCGUCCGUCCCUUUAUAUCUUACUCCUCCUGUAGAGACCAGCCAUCGUCCGUCCCUUUAUAUCUUACUCCUCCUGUAGAGACCAGCCAUCGUCCGUCCCUUUAUAUCUUACUCCUCCUGUAGAGACCAGCCAUCGUCCGUCCCUUUAUAUCUACCCCUCCUGUAGAGACCAGCCAUCGUCCGUCCAUGUAUCUCUUCCCACCCCCUCCUGUAGAGACCAGCUGUCGUAGUGGAACAAAACCAGCACUUACCUGCACUUAGCCACAAACAUGCAUGCACCCGUAGUGGCACACACACACACACCCGAGGAGGCUGAUGGGAGGUGCUAUAGGGACGGCUUAUUGUAAAGACUUGGAAUGGAACAUCUGGAACGGUAUCAAACAUAUAGAAACCACGUUAGACUCCAUUCCAUGAAUUCCAUUCCAGCCAUUACAAUGAGCCCAUCCUCCUAUAGCUCCUCCCACCAGCCUCCUCUGACACACAAACACACACACUGUUCUUUUGUGAUUAGCCCUGUAAUGAAGACCAAGGUGUCCAUGAUCACUUAUAGUUCCCCAAAUCUAAAAUGACACAUUGCUCAGUGAGGGAGCCAAUGUGUUUCCAACCUCCACUGUAGGUCCAUUAUAUAACCAGGGACUGCAGCUCUUUGCUUCUCUUCCCUUCUGUCGUUCUGCAACAAGAGCCAAGCGUUAACCAGCCUUAAACGAUCAGAAAUAUGAUUUAACAUUUGAAUUAUGCACGUCAAUAUAACCUGUCAUUGUAUUAUGAUUUACACUGAGUGGACAAAACAGUAAGAACACCUUCCUAAUACUGAGUUGCAUCCCCCAUUUACCCUCUGAAUGUCACACAUACACAAUCCAUGUCUCAAUUCUCUCAAGGCUUAAAAAUCCUUUAGCCUGUCUACUCCCUUUCAUGUACACCGAUUUGAAGUGGAUUUAACAGGUGACAUCAAUAAGUGAUCAUAGAGUUCACUUGGAUUCACUUGGUCAGUCUGUCAUGGAAAGAGCAGGUGUUCCUAAUGUUUUGUCCACUCGUUGUACAGGAUGUGUUCUGUGUGAGUGCCACCUUUACCAACUAUGUAAGAGUAUGCCUUUUAAUCUGUGUCCUGCAAAACUGUCUCUGUAUUGUACUAGAUUCUCCUUAUAUCUCUGUCAGUAAAUAAAAUAUCAUGUCAACUGUAAA